AUGAGAACUAAGGACACUGAUAGGGAAAUGGGGGGAAGAGACAACGGGCCAGAGAAAGAGAAAACAAGUCAGAGAAAAAUAGGAAACGAGCCAGAGAACGAGAGAACACAAGCCAGAGAAAGAGAGAACACAAUCCAGAGAAAGAGAGAACACAAGCCAGAGAAAGAGAAAACAAAGAGCCAGAGAAAAAGAGAAACCGAAGAAAUACAAAACGAGGCAAAGAAGGAGAGAAAACGGGCCAGAGAAAGAGAGAAAACAAGAGCCAGAGAAAGAGAAAAAAAGAGCCAAAGAGAGAAAAAGAGCAAGAAAAAGGGAGAAAACAACCUAGAUAAAGAGAGAAAACAAGCCCGCGAAAGAGAGAAAAUAAUCCGAGAAAGAGAUAACAGAGAGAGAAUGAGAACUAGCGACACUGAUGGGGAAAGUGGAAGAAUAGAGGCCGAGGGGGGAGGAGAGGAGAGCGAAAGGUACGAGAAAACGAGUGAGAAAAAGAGAGAUAACGAACGAAAGAAUGAGAUAAAGAGAGCGGGAAUGAGGAAAAAACCGAAGAGAAAACGAACCAGAGAAAUAGAAAACGAGCCAGAGAAGGAGAAAACGGGCCAGAGAAAGAAAGAAAAAAGACAGAGAAAGAGAGAAAACAAGCCAGCGAAAGAGAAAAAAAAAAACAGCCAGAGAAAGAGAGAAAAUGAUACAAAAAAAGAGAAAACUGGCGAGAGAGAGAACGAGAGAGGGAGACAUAGAACGAGAACGGGAGAGAGAGAGAGAGAGAGAGAAUGA
This is a messenger RNA of Zophobas morio, 774 nucleotides long. Its product is annotated as histone-lysine N-methyltransferase, H3 lysine-79 specific-like. NCBI's taxonomy places the organism in Eukaryota, Metazoa, Arthropoda, Insecta, Coleoptera, Tenebrionidae. The record is from RefSeq and is a predicted model, not a curated record. The transcript has 4 exons. The coding region runs from base 1 to 774 and encodes 257 amino acids.